CAAUUUUUGUCCCACCCUUCCGGGUCUUCGUAGAUUCUUUUGCGUGAUGAUGUACGUUUCUGCACUUUCCUCUAGAGCUGUCUGAAAGAGAAAGUGAAACCAUUGCAUCGGCUCCGCAGAUAACUAUGAUAAUAAACAUGCUACCGCUAAGUUUGGACAACUGAGUCUGCAGAUAGCACCAUGGACUCCAGAAAGAGGAGAUCCUCCUCUCCUGAGUCCAGCUGUGUGUCCAUAAAGAGUGACGCUUCAAUGGACAAUCCACCAACACUCAGAUUGGGAGAAUCUCCUGCGAAACACAGGAGAUCCUCCUCUCUUGGAUCCAGCUGUGUGUCCAUGAAGAGCGACGCCUCAAUGGACAAUCCACCAACACUCAGAUUGGGAGAAUCUCCUGCGAAACACAGGAGAUCCUCCUCUCCUGAGUCCAGCUGUGUGUCCAUGAAGAGCGACGCUUCAAUGGACAAUCCACCAACACUCAGAUUGGGAGAAUCUCCUGCUAAACACAGUGACAACCAAAAGCGAUCACAGUCAAAUAAAGGCCAGAAGCAGCUAGACGCCAUUUUCAAGGACCUUGAGGAAACAAACAUAGAUGAGAUGAGGAAAGUGUUGAGAAGAUUCAAGAUGCUGCUUAGUCCAGAUUACUCUGUGAGAGAUGAGGAGGAGGAGGAAGGUCAACGUCAAAUAAACGAGGCAUUUCUGAAGAUCACUCUUCAUGCCCUCCAGAAGAUGAACCAGACGGACCUCGCUAGCAAACUACAAACCAAGUUAAUCUCCGUGAGUCAACAACAGCUCAAAUCCAGACUGAAGCAGAGAUUUGAGAGAUUUACUGAAGGAGUCUCAAAUCGAGGCAAUACAAAACUUCUGAAUGACAUCUACACAGAGGUUUACAUCACUGAGGGAGGGGCUGGAAACAUUGACGAUGAGCACGAGGUGAGACAGAUCGAGACCUCGUCGUCCAGAUUUCCAGAGAUACCGAUUAGAUGUUGCGACAUCUUCAAAUCCUUACUGGGACAGGACAAAGCCAUCAGAACGGUUCUGACCAAAGGAGUAGCUGGAAUCGGAAAAACCGCUUCUGUGCAGAAGUUCAUCCUAGACUGGGCAGAAGGAAAAGCCAAUCAGGAUGUUCACUUCAUAUUUCCGCUUCCUUUCAGAGACUUGAAUUUGAUAAAGGAGAAACGGAUGAGUCUGAUGGAGCUCCUUUGCUGUUUUUGCCCAGAACUAAAACCGAUAGACUAUAACAACUUCAAAACAGUCUUCAUCUAUGAUGGUCUGGAUGAGUGGCGCCUUCCUCUGGAUUUCCGGAACAAUGAGAUUUUGUGGGAUAUGAACAAAGUGGCCUCUGUGGAUGCACUGCUUACCAACCUCCUCCAGGGGAACCUGCUUCCUUCUGCUGUCCACUGGAUCACCACACGACCAGCCGCAGCCUGUCAGAUCCCAGCUGAGUUUAUUGAUCGGGUCACCGAGGUACGAGGGUUCAAAGAUCUUCAGAGAGCAGAGUAUUUCUGGAAAAGAAUAAAAGAUCAGAAUCUUGCCAACAAGAUCAUCACACACAUUCAAUCAUCAAGAAGCCUUCACAUCAUGUGCCGCAUCCCAGUGUUCUGCUGGAUCUCCGCCACUGUUCUUGAGAAGAUCUUUGGUGAAGCGAAUAGUGCAGACAUUCCCAAAACUCUCACUCAAAUGUUCAUACACCUGCUGAUCGUUCAGACCAAUCUGAAGACCCAGAAAUAUGACCGAGAAUGUGAUGUAAAUCUUGAGAAGGCAAGAAAGAGCAUCUUGUCACUUGCGAAACUGGCAUUUGAGCAACUGGAGAAAGGGAACCUGAUCUUCUAUGAAGAGGAUUUGAAACAGUGUGGCAUUGAUGUCCGAGAAGCGUCCGUGUGCUCUGGAGUGUGUACCCAGAUCUUUCGGGAAGAGUUUGGGCUGCAGCUUCAAAAGGUGUUUAGCUUUGUACAUCUGAGUGUUCAGGAGUUUCUCGCUGCCUUGUUUAAGUUUCUUUCCUUUGCUGAAGAAAACAACAAGUCCUCAAUGACACAGUUUAUGAAGAACGAAGUGGACAGGGCCUUGCAGAGUCCGAACGGACACCUUGAUCUCUUCUUACGUUUUCUUCUGGGUCUUUCACUGGACUCCAAUCAGACUCUCCUACAGGGAUUAUUCACUCCGUUGGAUACCUCUCACAGCAGAGACGAGACUAUUGAGUAUAUAAAAAGUAAAAUCAGAGAAAAUCCGUCUCCGGAGAGAUCCAUCAAUCUGUUUUACUGCCUAAAUGAGCUGAAUGAUCAUUCUCUGGUGCAGGAGGUCCAAACAUAUCUAACCAGCACACGCAGCCAUCGCCUCUCUGGAGUGAAACUGUCUCCGGCCCUGUGGUCAGCACUGGUGUUUGUGUUGCUGAACUCGACAAAGGACCUGGACGAGUUUGAGCUCAGGCAAUACGAUUUUACAGAGGAGUGUCUUCUGAGGCUGCUACCGGUGGUCAAAGCUUCCAGAAAAGCAGAUUUGAAAGGUGGUAAUCUCACAGAUCAGAUCUGUUCAGCUCUGGCCUCUGCUCUCAGCUCGAGCUCCUGCUGUCUGCGAGAACUGGACCUCAGUGAAAACAGGCUCCAGCUUUCAGGAAUACGACUUUUCUCUGCAGGACUGAAGAGCCCUAACUGUAAGCUGGAGAUACUCAAGUUGAGCAACUGCAGUAUUAGAGAGGAAGGCUGUGCUUCUCUGGUUUCUGCUCUUCUCUCAAACCCGUCUCAUCUGAGAGAACUCAACCUGAACUCCAAUCAACCAGGAUAUUCAACAGUGAAGCUUUUGUCUGAUCUUCUGGAGAAUCCACACUGUAAACUGGAGAAACUACAGUUGUAUAACUGCUGUAUUGGUGAGGAAGGCUGUGCUGCUCUGGCUUUAGCUCUGAUAUCAAACCCGUCUCAUCUGAGAGAACUCAAUCUGAACAAUAAUGAACCAGGCGAUUCAGGAGUGAAGCUUCUCUCUGAUCUGCUGAAGGAUCCGCGCUGUAAACUGGAGAAACUACAGCUUAAUGGUAGCAAUAUCAGAGAGAAAGAUUGUGCUGCUUUCAUUUCAUCUCUUCUAUCAAACCCGUUUCAUCUGAGGGAACUCAGUUUGAGCUGGAACAAACCUGGCGACUCUGGAGUCAAGCUUUUGUCAGAUCUUCUGAAAGAUUCUCGCUGUAAACUGGAAAAACUGGAGCUGGAGUGCUGCAGUAUUAUAGAGGAAGGCUGUGCUGCUCUGGCUUUAGCACUUGUAUCAAACCCAUCUCACCUGAGAGAACUCAAUCUAAACAAUAAUGAACCAGGAGACCUAGGAGUGAACCUUUUGUCUUUUCUUCUGAAAAAUCCACAAUGUAAACUAGAGAAACUGGAGCUGGAAUACUGCUGCAUAGGUGCAAAAAGUUGUGCUUCUCUGGCUUCUGCUUUUGUAUCCAACCCGUCUCAUCUGAGAGAACUCAAUCUGAACUGGAACACACCAGAAUAUCCUGCAGUGAAGCUUCUGUCUGAUUAUCUGAAGGAUCCACACUGUAAACUGGAGAAACUACAGUUGUAUAACUGCUGUAUUGGUGAGGAAGGCUGUGCUGCACUGGCUUUAGCUCUGAUAUCAAACCCGUCUCAUCUGAGAGAACUCAAUCUGAACAAUAAUGAACCAGGCGAUUCAGGAGUGAAGCUUCUCUCUGAUCUGCUGAAGGAUCCGCGCUGUAAACUGGAGAAACUACAGCUGGAAUACUGCUGUAUCGGUGAGGAAGGUUGUGCUGCUCUGGUUUCAGGUCUGAAAUCGAACCCGUCACACCUGAGGGAACUCAAUCUGAACAGAAACGAACCUGGAAACUUAGGUGCAAAGAUGCUGUCAGAUCUCCUGAAGGAUCCGCUGUUUGAACUUGAGAAACUAGAGCUCGAUGACUGCAGUAUUGAAAACAAUGGUUUUGCUGAUCUAGUUUCAGGCCUGAAAUCAAACCCAUCAAACAUCAGAGAGCUCAAUCUGAACUCUAAUAAAUUCAUCUUCUCUGGAUUAAAUCUACUCUGUGACCUGCUGAGAGAUCAGCAGUGUAAACUGCGGAAGCUACAGCUGGAGUGCUGCAAUAUAGAUGAGGAAGGCUGUGCUGCUCUGGCUUUAGCACUGAUAUCUAACCCGUCUCAUCUGAGAGAACUCAAUCUGAAUUACAACAAUCCAGGAGGCCUUGGAGUGAAGCUUCUGUCUGUUCUUCUGAAGAAUCCACACUGUAAACUGGAGAAACUGGAGUUGUCUCAUUGCAGUAUUUCAGAGAAUUACCUUGCUGCUCUAAAUUCAGCUCUGAGUUCAAACCCAGCACACUUGAGGGAACUCAAUUUGAACUACAAUGAGAACACUAGACAAUGACACAAAUCAACUAGAAGCACAGCAAUUUAAACUAGUUAGGCUGUGUGUUUUAUAUACAAGCAUAUGAUGUGUGUUUAUAUAUAAUAUAUUCAUCCUCCUGUUUGAAUUCUUUCUCAAA
Messenger RNA from Danio rerio (zebrafish), 4465 nucleotides. NCBI's taxonomy places the organism in Eukaryota, Metazoa, Chordata, Actinopteri, Cypriniformes, Danionidae. The record is from RefSeq and is a predicted model, not a curated record.